Messenger RNA from Bathycoccus prasinos, 555 nucleotides. RefSeq lists its product with no specific name. Bases 1 to 555 code for a protein of 184 amino acids. Gene Ontology annotation, cellular component: membrane. Lineage: Eukaryota; Viridiplantae; Chlorophyta; Mamiellophyceae; Mamiellales; Bathycoccaceae. The transcript has a single exon. Gene Ontology annotation, biological process: photosynthesis, light harvesting in photosystem I; response to light stimulus. The record is from RefSeq and is a predicted model, not a curated record.
AUGUACUGUCUUUGUUAUUCCUUAAAUAGUGACUAUGGAUUUGAUCCAUUGGGACUUGGGGAAGUGCCAGCGAACUUGGAACGUUUUCGAGAGGCCGAACUUCUGAAUGCUCGCUGGGCGAUGCUUGGUGUUGCUGGUUGCUGGGGUGUUGAAGCAGGAGGUUUUGGUACCUGGCAAGAGGCUCCACUGGCAGCCCAACAAUCUUGGGGAGGGAUUGAUCUACCGAUUUCUAACAUGUCUACAUUGGUUGGAUUCGAAAUUUUGCUGAUGGCUUUUGCAGAACAACAGAGAAUUUCAGAGACAGAUGUAUCUAAACGAAUGUAUCCAGGAGGUUCCUUCGAUCCAGCUGGGUUAUCAAAGGGCGAUGGCUUCGAAUCUUUAAAACGCAAAGAGAUCGCAAAUGGAAGACUUGCUAUGGUAGCUUUUCUUGGGAUCUUGGCUCAGAAUCAAGCAUACCCAGAUGGUCUUGGACCAGUACAAGCGCUCUUGAACCAUGUGGCAGAUCCUUGGCAUGUGAAUGCAGCUUCGAACUCCCUCGCUGUUCCGUGGAUUUAG